AUGUCUUCUACUCUCCUCAGAACCGCCCCCGUCCUCCGCACCGCUCUGCGAGCCGGUGCCGGUGCCGCAAAGCCUGCUGCUGCCAUGGCCAGCACGAGCUUUGUCCGCGGCAAGGCUACUCUGCCAGACAUCUCUUACGACUACGGCGCCCUCGAGCCCUACAUCUCGGCCCAGAUCAUGGAGCUCCACCACUCCAAGCACCACCAGACCUACGUUAACGGCCUCAACACCGCUCUCGAGACUGUCGAGGACGCUAAGGCCAAGGGCGAUUUCACCAAGGCUGCCGCUCAGGCUCCUCUGAUCAACUUCCAUGGUGGUGGCCACGUCAACCACUCCCUCUUCUGGGAGAACCUGGCCCCCGCCAGCAGAGACGGUGGUGGUGAGCCCGACGGUAACCUGGCUCAAGCCAUCAAGAAGGACUUCGGCUCCUUCGACACCCUGCGCAAGCAGAUCAACACCUCCCUGGCCGGCAUCCAGGGCAGCGGCUGGGCCUGGCUGGUCAAGGACAAGACCAGCGGCACCCUCGGCGUCGUCACCCGCGCGAACCAGGACCCCGUCACCGGCAACCUCGAGCCCCUGCUGGGCAUCGACGCCUGGGAGCACGCCUACUACCUGCAGUACCAGAACCGCAAGGCCGAGUACUUCGACGCCAUCUGGAACGUUGUCAACUGGAAGACUGUUGCCAAGCGCUUUGAGAAAUAG
Molecule: messenger RNA, 702 nt
Organism: Colletotrichum higginsianum IMI 349063
Lineage: Eukaryota; Fungi; Ascomycota; Sordariomycetes; Glomerellales; Glomerellaceae
Product: Superoxide dismutase
Exons: 3
Coding region: 1-702 (233 amino acids)
Biological process (GO): superoxide metabolic process
Cellular component (GO): mitochondrion
Molecular function (GO): metal ion binding; superoxide dismutase activity
Source: RefSeq, a predicted model, not a curated record